AUGGCGGGGUCCCUGUAUGCGAGGAUCGUUACCCUGGACAACUUCAUUUCGGAUGAAGAGUCCAAGCUGCAUGCGGGCUUGGCAGUGUGCCGGCUGUCCGUGGUCGUGCACGAAGGCUUGGUGGCCCUCUUAGCACAGGAAAUCGAUGGGCUGCUGUCCGUCGCAUCGACCUUUCAGCGCUCUGCCGACCAGGGUGAGAAGAAUCCCUUCGGCAUGACCGAGGGCCUCAUCACCAAGCAUCGAACUUCGCAAACAGCCUGGUGCGACGAAGAGUGCAAGGGCGCGCCGGUCUUCCACCGGGUUCGAGACAGAAUUUCUGAGAUGAUAGGCGUGCCGUGGAGAAACUUUGAGACGAUGCAGUUCUUGAAGUACAAUGUCGGCGAGGAGUAUGCGCGGCAUCAUGACAUGCACAACCUGACGGACAACCACUUCGCAUCGGGACCUCGCAUCUAUACCUUCUUCCUCUAUAUGUCGGAUGUGGAAGAAGGUGGAGAAACGCAGUUUACUGAGCUCAACAUCUCCGUGAGGCCUCGCAAGGGCUCCGCGUUGCUCUGGCCGUCGGUGAAAUCCCAAAACCCAACAGUCCAGGACGAGCGCACCAUGCAUGCUGCCAGGCCUGUCAAAAAUGGCUCCAAGGUGGCGGCCAACGUGUGGGUGCACCUGUUUGACUUCGAGGUCUCCAGCAUCUGGGCAUGUACCGGUGGCCUGCGAGAUGUUCGUUAG
This is a messenger RNA of Symbiodinium natans, 723 nucleotides long. Lineage: Eukaryota; Dinophyceae; Suessiales; Symbiodiniaceae. The record is from the annotation of a GenBank genome assembly.